UCUGCACUUCCAUAGAAAAAAAAAGUUGAGUUGCUUAGAAUAGCGAACCAUGAAAUGUGUUAGUCUUGUACCUUGUAUAAGAAACGAAUAUGCGUUAUAAUGAUACUUUUAUUCUUAGUUUAUAUAUCUAGUUCCUAAUCACAUGCACUGUACGGUAAGCUGGUAGCAUUACUUUCAAUGAGCUAGUAUAACGUUAGCAAAAUAGCUAGACAACAGUAACAACAGCUCAGUUGACCAAUAAGAGAAAUGUUUUCGAGUGAACAGACUCAAGAUGACUGUGAGCCCGUAUAUAUUCGCGAAAAGGGCAUACUUCGUUGCGUAAAUGAAGCGAAACGUGAGGAGCAAGUUCCAUCGUACGAAAGAGCAAAGCCUCCCCGACUGUUCGGCAGAGCAUUUUCUGUGGAGCUGUGCAUUGAGAAUCGUGCUCAAGCCAGCACCCACACAAAGAGAAAAGAACACUUUGUCUUCACUUACAAUGAAAACGGAAGUCUUCGUUAUUCUGCCAAAUCUCUUUUUGACAUGUCCUUGUUAUUUAUAGCUAACAACGUUCAGUACGUAGAUUCACUAAUUGGUUUCCCUGAACAAAUGGCAGAACGACUCUUUAGAGCCGCGGAGGCAAAACAAACAUUUUCAGACCCGGUGCAUGGAUCCAGGGCUUUGCAAGUAUUUAGUGAAGCCUACGGGGACCUUGUGCUCAAGUCACUGUGUUUAAGGAACAGGCAUCUGAUUGUAUCAGAAAAGCUGGAGGAGGUGAAAGUAUUCCAUAGCCUACAGUGUCUAGACCUUUUUGGUUGUAAACUUGGAGACAACCAUGAGAUUCUUCAACAUCUAACUUCUGAGGCUUUGUCCAGUCUUGUACAGUUGUACCUGGGGGAUAACCACCUCUCCAACAGAGGCCUUCAAAAGCUGACUGCACCAGUCCGCGUGAUGAAGAGAGGGCUUGGUAGUCUUCAGCUGUUAGAUUUGUCCUGGAAUGCCGUCAGUGAGCAGACUAUUGGAUAUCUGUCAUGCUUUCCAAAUCUGCGUGGGCUGGAUAUCUCAGAAACCAAUAUGGAGCUCACCGCUUCAUUGCAUCAGAUCCUACGGAAUAAGCUGGGCUUUGUCUAUUCUGAGGCUCCACUCCAGGGCUUCUGUCACUCGCACUGUAAAACAGAGGGCUGGGCUGAACAGAUUGUCAACCAGUGGGAAAUUCACAUGUUGGAAUUAUCCAAGCCAAAGAAAGAUGUCCAACCAAGAACAGAAGCACUUCGGUUUUAUGGUAGACACAGGUUUAUCCAAGAAACACUGAAAGCACCCCCACAGGUGUUUGACAAAAGUUACAGCAAGAGGAUUCAGUUUCACAAGCCAGCUCCAAAUAACCAAACACAAUCAACAGGAAACAAAAGCAUACCAACAAAGGCACGGUCACAGAGCAAAAGGAAGAGAACACUGGACUCCCUUUUGGAGGGCAGCAGUGAUUCCAGCCCGCCUGAAAAGCGUGUUUCUUCACCUUCGCUUACUGUGGAGGACUGGGACCUGCUGAACAGCUACUGACUACAGUACCCAGAUUGCACUGCAGCUUGAGCUGCCACCAGUCAUUCACCUUGAAUUAGUGUCAACUUGAGUAUUUCACUGUGAUAGUGAUGCACUGUAACCUGCUGUGAUCAAAGACCCUAUAUGUUUAUUUUCUUUUUUAAAUGCUGAUGCCAAAUUUGCCAUUUAAUAUUGCUGAAGUAUGUUUGAAUAAAUAAAAUAUGUUAAUGAAAAAA
Conger conger (European conger) is the source of this 1748-nucleotide messenger RNA. It is a transcript of the gene lrrc42, whose product is annotated as leucine rich repeat containing 42. Lineage: Eukaryota; Metazoa; Chordata; Actinopteri; Anguilliformes; Congridae. The transcript has 7 exons. The coding region runs from base 247 to 1533 and encodes 428 amino acids. The record is from RefSeq and is a predicted model, not a curated record.